AGUCUUGUCGCUUUUGCCCUUGCCUUCAGCUUUACGCCUCUUCCCCGUCUGUCAGCCGCGCACACUCGGACAUGUGUCACGACUCCGACUCCUCGGAGGGCUUCGAGGUCGAGGCCAUCUAUGGCUACUCGCGCACGCGCAAGGAGGUCGCCGUGAAGUGGAAAGGCUAUGGCCUCAAGAAGGACGAGUGGCAGCCGCUGCCGCACGUCGAGAUGGGCUGCGGCGAGCUGCUGCUCCGCUUCAAGAAGCUCGCGGGCAUCGAGCCGGACGUCGAGCUCGAGGACACCGAGUCCAUCGCGCCCGAUCACCGCGGCUGGCAGAAGUACCGCCUCUCUGACGACGAGGAUGAGGACGAGCCUGACGACGAGCCUCGGCGUGGCGAGGAAGAUGACGACUCGGCCGAUGCGUACGAGGCAGAGGCCUCGGACGACUCCGACCCCGAGUCGGCGCAAGUGGGACGCAAGCGCAAGCGCAAGGCGCCGCCGUCGCCCACCAAGCGGAAGCCUGGCCCGAAAAUACACCGCGUCAAGGAUCCCGUGUCGCUGCAAGAGGACCGCCGAGCGCGCGCAGCGAGGGCCACCAAGUCGAAGCCUGUGAACGACUACACGAUCGGCAUCCCCAAGCCGCCGAAGGAGACUCGCGGACGCGACGACCCUCUCGGCCCUCAUGACGACGCUUACAUUCUCGGGACGAUUUUCAACUGGUUCUGCUCUAUCGGUCCCGUCGGCGACCUCAACCGCUUCGCUUACCUUCAGAAGAUCGCCGGGCUCCCUGGCCCGACCGAGAAGCGCAAGGCCGGCGAGCUCGUUCGCACCGGCAUCCAGGCGACGAUGCACCGUCUGGUCGACCACGCGCUGCAACGCGGCAGCCUCAAGCCGCCGACGGGAGUGAAGCGCGUCACGAAUCAGCAGACCGCCGACAUGAUCGCUGCGAUCUACGAGCUCUGGCAGGGCAGGGUCCCUGGCUGCUCUCACUCGCCAGAGUGGAUCUCGAUGGCCAACGCGCGCAACCUGUCUCUCGACCGCAGCAAGGAAGGAGCCAAGGUGGGCAACGAGCGCCUGCGUCAGCGCGCCACGCAUCUCUUCAGCAAGAUCAAGACCGAACUGCGCAAGUGUGGCUGAGCGCAGUCACAACGUGUGCGGUGGUCGCGGGCCCCACGUCUCAGCGAUGAAAUGCGAUGUGAUUCGACGUGCGCUGCAGUGGGAGACGCAGAUGGGGUAUCGCUAGAGGUCGUGGUGCGGUGGCGGCUUGGCGUCGGCGAGCGGCGAGACGCUCAGGGUCCGAGCCUCGUAGUCGUGCUCAAGGUACUUGCCGCGCAUCCAGUUUUGCCUGGCAGAAGGAGGGCAUGGUGAGUAGAGCCGCGGACAGAGAAGGUAGCGACGUACCCGACGAG
Molecule: messenger RNA, 1393 nt
Organism: Tilletiopsis washingtonensis
Lineage: Eukaryota; Fungi; Basidiomycota; Exobasidiomycetes; Entylomatales
Exons: 4
Coding region: 72-1121 (349 amino acids)
Source: RefSeq, a predicted model, not a curated record